This is a messenger RNA of Juglans microcarpa x Juglans regia, 1407 nucleotides long. RefSeq lists its product as uncharacterized. NCBI's taxonomy places the organism in Eukaryota, Viridiplantae, Streptophyta, Magnoliopsida, Fagales, Juglandaceae. The transcript has 3 exons. Bases 1 to 1407 code for a protein of 468 amino acids. The record is from RefSeq and is a predicted model, not a curated record.
AUGGAGGAGGAAGCCAUGGUUUGGUUUCAAAAUUCCACUGAAGCAGGUUUAUUUCGUUCUUGGUAUGAAUUUACUCAAGCAUUGCAAGUAAGGUUUGGAUUAUCUGUUUAUGAUGAUCCAAUGGAGACUCUUACAAGAUUGAAGCAAGUGAGUACAGUGGCAGCCUAUAAGACAGAGUUUGAUUUGAUUUCUAAUAGGCUCAAAGGAAUUUCUGAGAAAAAUAAGCUUAGUUGCUUUAUAAGUGACUUGAAAGAUGAGGUAAAAUUUACUGUGAAGAUGUUUAAUCCCAAGAACUUGAAUGAUGCAUUUGGAUUGGCCAAGAUUCAAGAACAGAAUAUUUGGAGCACAAGAAAGGUGUGGAAGACUACCUCAUAUGAUUCGGGACUGGUGGGUAGAAAUCAAUGCAGGCUCCUUCUAUUUUGGGAACACCUCCUCGAGGGGUAUGGAUUUAUCGAGUCAUGCGAAUCAGAGGAAGAAACUGAGCAAUCAAAAGAAGAUGAUAGUCAGCAGAUGAAAGGAGUUGCUGGUGUUGCUUCAAUUUCAGUUCAAGCCUUGGUGGGAUCACCAAGCCCAAAAACUAUGAGAGUUUUUGGCCAAAUUAGGAAGAGAAGGUUGAUUAUCUUGAUAGACAUUGGCAGUACCCAUAAUUUUGUAGAUACUGCAGUGGUUAGAAUUGCAAAUGGUGAUAUGGUGGCUAGUGAUGGGAAAUGUAGUAAUGUGGCCCUACAUAUACAAGGUACAACCUUUGUAUCUGAUUUACUUACCUUGAAUUUAGGUGGUUGUGAUAUAGUGUUAGAAGUACAAUGGUUGCUGUCCUUAGGCCCUAUCCUUUGGGAUUUUGGCAAGUUGAGUAUGCAGUUUACUUACAAAGGAGUUUUGACAUGUUUAAAGGCAUUAGUUUCUACUUCUAGCAACCUUGUUGAUGAUGUUAAGGUUGCCAAACUAUCUCCAAUGGAGAGCAAGGGAUUAUUUUUUCAAAUAACUACAGUUCAGUCUCAAGAGGUGUUGCAUGAUGUACCUCAGGAUAUCUUGAAUCUGUUAGACAGAUUUCAGAUAGUUUUUGAUAAACCAAGAGGCUUACCUCCACAGAGGUCUUAUGAUCAUCAAAUACUUCUUAAAAAAGAUUCCACACCAGUGAGUGUGAGGCCAUAUAGAUAUCCAUAUUACCAAAAGACUGAAAUUGAAAAAAUAGUCAAAGAAUUGCUACAGUCUGGUGUCAUUAGGCCAAGUCAGUCACCAUUUUCUUCACCUGUCCUUUUAGUGAGGAAGAGGGAUGGUUCUUGGCGAAUGUGCAUAGACUAUAGGGUACUUAGUGAAGCCACAAUCAAAGAUAAAUACCCUAUACCAGUAGUGGAUGAAUUGCUUGAUGAACUUUUUGGGCAGCUAUUUUUUCCAAGCUUGAUUUAA